Messenger RNA from Callorhinus ursinus (northern fur seal), 268 nucleotides. The record is from RefSeq and is a predicted model, not a curated record. Lineage: Eukaryota; Metazoa; Chordata; Mammalia; Carnivora; Otariidae.
AUGGCCACCAUCACCUGCACCCGCUUCACGGAAGAGUACCAGCUCUUUGAGGAACUGGGAAAGGGAGCCUUCUCAGUGGUGCGCAGGUGUGUGAAGGUGCUGGCUGGCCAGGAGUAUGCUGCUAAGAUCAUCAACACCAAGAAGCUCUCGGCCAGAGGUAGGUGGCAGAUCCAUGCCUUACCCGCCCUCUGGGGCUCUUCUUCCCUCAGCGCCUUGGGUUAGAAGCCAGACCUGGGUCUGUCCCCCUGGGUGAUGUUGCAGGGGGGAG